ACAGAGAAUCUAAUGAGACAGCUGAAUCCCAAAGCACGAAAAACGACAGUCGUUCUACGAACAAUGGGUCAGGAACGACUUGUAAAGAGUUACGAACUCAAAGGAUUGGAGAUAGGACAUUUAGAUGGCAGUACUUACAUUGACCUACCUCAGGUGUACACACAGAGUAAGAUUCCUGUCUCAAAAGAAAAUGUACCUACCCAAAAGGAUCUGGAAAGAUGGCCUUAUCUAAGUGACAUACAGCUGAGAGAAAUUGAUGCUGACAUAGAGCUUCUAACAGGAGUUGAUGUUCCUAAGGCAAUGGAACCUUGGGACAUAAUAAGAAGUCAAGGAAAUGGACCAUAUGCAGUCAGGACACUGUUUGGAUGGGUGGUGAAUGGACCACUCAACGCUUGUACUGCUGUGGAAUCCGGACCUGUGGUCACAAUGGUCAACAGAACAUCAGUAGCCAACCUGAAUGAUCUCCUCAUCACACAAUACAAUCAGGACUUCUCGGAAAAAGAUUAUGAAGAGAAGAAGGAAAUGUCAGGUGAAGACAAAAGGUUCAUGGAGAUAGCAUCAAGCUCAGUAGAACUCAAGGAGGACCCAGAGGUUAGAAAGGACGUAGCAGUUAACAGUUUGAGUGUCCACGAAACCAACCCAACCAGCAAACUGUUUGAGUAUUACUCAUCAUGGAGCAGACUGCAGAGAGGGGUUGCUUGGAUACUUAAAUUAAGGGGAAUUCUUCUUCUGCUAAAUCAAAGAAGGAAAUCUGCAAAGGCUGACCUUGCCCCAGAUGGGACUCUUUUGAAAUCCUUAAAGGACAAAAUGAACAAGCUAAAGUUGACAUUUGGAUCACAACAUCUGUCUGUGGAGGACAUUAGAGAAGCUGAAAGGUCAAUAAUUCACUCCGAGCAAAGACGUCACUUCUCUCAGGAACUUGCACUUUUGGAGAAGGGAAGGCAAGUAAGAGCAAGCAGCUCUAUCAGGAAGCUGGACCCAAUCUUAGUUGAAGGCAUGCUAAGAGUGGGAGGACGAAUUAGCAAAUCAGCAAUGCCAAUGGAUCUGAAGAACCCCAUUAUCCUGCCCAGAGACUCUACUGUAUCCAAACUGAUCCUGGGCCACAUCCAUCAGCAGAUUGGACACUCGGGGAGAAGCCACAUGCUCUCAAGACUAAAUCAAAGAUUCUGAUUGCCUCGUGCUAACUCGGCAGCCAGAAAGAUAAUCAGAGCCUGUGUUUUCUGCCGAAGAAUGCUAGCCACAGUUGGAGAGCAGAAAAUGGCUGACCUCCCAGAGGAUCGGGUGUCUCCAGAUCUACCACCUUUUACUCAUGUUGGUAUCGACUUCUUUGGACCCCUGGAGGUUAAACGAGGCAGAGCAAAUGUAAAACGUUGGGGAGUGAUCUUCACCUGCCUUGUGAGUCGUGCCAUACAUCU
Gymnodraco acuticeps is the source of this 1415-nucleotide messenger RNA. RefSeq lists its product as uncharacterized. The record is from RefSeq and is a predicted model, not a curated record. Bases 13 to 1170 code for a protein of 385 amino acids. NCBI's taxonomy places the organism in Eukaryota, Metazoa, Chordata, Actinopteri, Perciformes, Bathydraconidae. The transcript has 2 exons.